Photinus pyralis (common eastern firefly) is the source of this 1244-nucleotide messenger RNA. RefSeq lists its product as uncharacterized. Gene Ontology annotation, biological process: positive regulation of cell population proliferation; positive regulation of protein autophosphorylation. The transcript is spliced from 6 exons. The record is from RefSeq and is a predicted model, not a curated record. The coding region runs from base 79 to 1116 and encodes 345 amino acids. Gene Ontology annotation, molecular function: growth factor activity; growth factor receptor binding. Gene Ontology annotation, cellular component: membrane. NCBI's taxonomy places the organism in Eukaryota, Metazoa, Arthropoda, Insecta, Coleoptera, Lampyridae.
GUUUUCCUUUUCCUGGUCAGUCUGUCUUGAACGGUCACGAGCGAUUAACGUUAAACAAGUUUUGACCGUAGUGAUAUUAUGUACUUUAUCGACGUAAACGUGAUCAUGUUAUUGUUAUUGUUAAAUGUCGUUUUAAUGUGUAGGUGCGCAAAUGGUGACGAUGACGAUUUUAUUAUGUAUCCCGAGGACGAUUUCAGACAUAGCAACCGUUAUCAUCAUCCCCACGAGUCCACAUUUCAACAUAGUCCCGAAUUUCAUCGUAAUCACCCCAAUUUACCAUAUCCUGGGCACAGUUAUCAUUACCAUCAUAACAAUCACCACCACCAUCAUUCCCAUAAUUUUCCCCCCGAAGAAAAAGUGAGCACCUCUAACUUAUCUUCGAUACCUUUAGAGUUUAUUUUGAAAUACAACAACUUCAAUGAAGUAAACGACAUCUUACACAACUUAGUCGAGGGAAAUAUCCAAGAAAAGAAUGGACCAAUUUUAUUAGAAAGUCGAUUUGGAGACGAACGCAACGCUGCUGUGGUACCAAAAGCUGCAAACUGUAUGCCGGAAUUACAAACCGUCCAGAUAGCACCCACAGACGAUCCAAGUGUGAUAUAUAUACCAUCAUGCACCAGAAUAGAACGAUGCGCAGGAUGUUGUACACAUAGUUUACUAUCAUGCCAGCCCGUAGAAACGGAAACAGUUAGCUUUCAGUUGUUCAAAACGCAAUUCCAAGGGGGGUCCAAGCUGAAAUUCAUGAGCAAAGAAAUUGUCACAGUGGAAAAACACACAAAAUGCAAAUGCAGUUGUAAGGUGCAAGCCAAGCACUGUAAUAAAUUCCAAGAAUAUCGUAGUAACGAGUGCAGCUGCUCGUGCACCAAUCGAGACGAAGAGAAAAAAUGCGACAAGGACAGUUCCCUUAAGCUGUGGAACCCCGAAAUAUGUGUAUGUCAGUGCCGUAACAUUGUCCAAUGUUCGACCGGCUACCAGUUCGAUACACUUAAAUGCAGGUGUACGCAGAUACUGCUUCGAAGGAGAUACGCGGAGCUGAGUCCGAGCGAAUCUAAUCCCUCCAAGCCUCAACCAUUACCAGUUUUACCUAUGCAAGAUGAGGAGGAUGAAAAAAAUUAAUGCUUUAUUAAAUGUUAGUUGUAACAUUGACACAAAGUAGAAUAGUUUUAAUUUUAAAUGUACAAUCCGAACUGUGGUAUUUGAAAUGAUUAACCAGACAUUAAAUGAUAAUUGUAAUUAUUGGUCAA